Pocillopora verrucosa is the source of this 1333-nucleotide messenger RNA. Its product is annotated as lipopolysaccharide-induced tumor necrosis factor-alpha factor homolog. Gene Ontology annotation, molecular function: zinc ion binding. Lineage: Eukaryota; Metazoa; Cnidaria; Anthozoa; Scleractinia; Pocilloporidae. The record is from RefSeq and is a predicted model, not a curated record.
ACCCUCGAGGUGACUUAAACGUCUUCCUCCUUUGUAGACUUGAAAUUGAAGGACUGAAUAUAACUUUGAGUUGGUGUGAGCGUUCGAGUCAUCGAAAGGCGCUAGAAGGUUGCUGAAAAGAAUAGUCAUAACUGCUUCCGUGCUCGAUCGAAGACAUCCAUAAUGGCGGACCCUAGACCUCCUCCUUAUCAACCACCUCAGGCCGGUUAUCCGCCUUCAGGGCCGCCAGCCUAUCCACAACAGCCAGGUUACCCUCCACCACAAAGUUACCCACCACCUGGGCCAGGGUAUGGGCCACCACCACAAGGGUAUGGACCGCCACCUCAAGGCUACGGGCCGCCUCCGUCUGCUCAGACCACUCAAACUACUACAAUCAUACAGCAGCCGCAAACUGUGGUUGUGGGGAAUGCGAUGUAUGGCGAAGCUCCUGUGUCGAUGGUGUGCCCGUACUGCACUGCAACCAUUGUUACUUCUGUGCAGUACACUCCUGGUACACUGGCUUGGCUCGCUUGUGGAGGACUGAUCCUUGUCGGCUGUUGGGCUGGUUGUUGUUUGAUUCCGUUCUGUAUCGACAGCAUGCAGGACGCCGUUCAUUCCUGCCCCAAUUGCCGUAGGCAGCUUGGAGUUUUCCGCCGAAUGUAAACCGAAGAUGGAGAGAGAAAGGGAAAGAGGAAGCAGGAAAGGGAAGGAAAGGUUGUACAACAAUCAUUUAACUGUAAUUUUUUAUAAUUGAGUUUAUCUCGUAAUGAUGAUCACAUCAAAAAAAAAAAAUACAAAAUACUAGUAGAGAAGCUUUAUGUCUUUAUUCCUGUGUAACAGUCCACGGUCCAUUUCCUGUUAUUUUGAUCGUAGUUAGCACAGCCGUCUCCAUGUCUGUCAAAGAUUAAUUGUCAUAUCCUUAACUCUGUUACGGUUUCCUAUCAUCAAAACAGAGAAUGGUACUUACUACAUGUAGCGAUUUCUAACAGUUGCGAAUGCUUUUCGCUGGGUUUCACAAUUCGUGUUCCGGCUGAUAGUAGAGAACAAACUUAAAGACUUUCAUAAUACCAAUGAAAAGAAAAUGUAGCCACUAUGGCAUUGUGCCUUGCUCGGCCGGUGUAUAUCCAAAAUAUUUUGAAUCGUUCAAAAAUGUUGACCGGAAGGUGAAGUUAAGAAUAAUAAAAGUUGUUAUCAAUGCUGCCGAUGCACGAUGCCAUCGUAGGAAACAUGUCAAUGGAUUUCUGGUAUUUUCCAUCAGCUUUGAUACAUGAGAGAAAAUUGACUGAAAGUGAAAAGCAUCCACGUCUUACAGUGCAAUUGUAGGAAAUUUAAUCAAUAAAAUGUGUACAAAUUU